GGAAGUGGUGUGCGCGAGCAGAUUCGUGAAGACGCAGCGCACCUUCCAGCAUCGGAGCAGAGCGGAGGAGACGACAGGACAGGACAGGACAGGACAGACUGGAUCACUGCUGCACACCGAGGAAAAUGGAGGACAUCGUGACAUUAUUUUUCAUCUUAAGGGACUGAACUACAGCAGCAGCAUGGCUGAGGUCUCAGACUCCUACAUCCAGACAGCAGAUGCCAUGGUUUAUUGCAAACUAUGCUUGAAUGACUUUCCUGCACCAGAGACGAGCACGUUGCACUCCUGUGACUGUAUUUUUUGCACCCAGUGCUUACGUCAGUACGUGCAGUUGGCCAUUAGGGACGGCGCUGGCACCCCCAUCACCUGCCCUGACGUGGCAUGCAAGCGCCCUGGAGCUCUGCUGGAUUCGGAGAUUGCCUCUUUUGCCUCUGGUGAUCAACUCAAGUUCUACCAACGGCUUAAAUUUGAAAGAGGCAUUUCCAAGAUUCCUCAUGUGCCUGAUGCCAGUGCAAGAGAUGUGCUGUGUUUCAAAUAUUACAAUGCAUCAGAGAUUGUGCUGGGCAGGACGAUGGAGGAUUGGCUCCGAUUCUCUGUUUGUUACUGGCACUCUUUCUGUGGAACGGGUGCUGACCCGUUUGGCUCUCCCACCCUGCACAGGCCUUGGAAUGAAGGAGACAACAGCAUGGAGAUAGCGAAGAAAAGACUCAGUGCUGCGUUUGAGUUCUUCACCAAACUUGGUGUAAAGUACUACACUUUUCAUGACAGGGACAUGGCCCCUGAGGGACAAACUCUGGAGGAGUCCAAUAGGAACCUGGAUGAGAUAACAGACCUGGCGCUGGAGCUGCAGAAGCAGACUGGCGUUAAAGUGCUGUGGAUCACCUGCAACCUCUUUGCUCAUCCCAGAUAUAUGAACGGAGCUGCGAGUAACCCAGACUGCCAGGUUUUUGCCUUUGCUGGGGCUCAGGUGAAAAAAGGUCUGGAGAUUGCCAAGAAACUGCAGGCUGAGAACUUUGUGUUUUGGGGAGGUCGUGAAGGUUUCCUCUCCACACUUAACACAGAUGUGGCGGCUGAACUCAAGCACAUGGCCAACUUUUUCAAAAUGGCCGUGGCUUAUAAAGAGAAGAUCGGAUUAAAAUGCCAGUUUCUCAUUGAGCCCAAGCCAAAGGAACCCUGCAAGCACCAGUACGAUUAUGAUGCAAUGAGUGUUAUUGGAUUUCUUAAGCACUUUGGACUGGACAAAGACUUUAAACUGAAUAUCGAACCCAAUCACACAACCCUGGCUGGACAUUCUUAUGAACAUGACAUCAUCAUGGCCUCUGUGUUUGGCAUGCUGGGGUCUGUGGAUGCCAACACAGGUUCGCCUGACCUGGGCUGGGACACAGAUCAGUUCCCCAUGGACAUCCGAAAUACGACCUUGGUGAUGAAGGCUGUUAUUGAGCAGGGCGGCCUGCAGCCUGGAGGUUUAAAUUUCGAUGCCAAAGUCCGAAGGGAAUCGACUGAUCUGGAGGAUUUGUUCAUCGCUCACAUUGGUGCCAUGGAUGCUUUUGCUCGAGGUCUCAGAAACGCAGCCAAGAUGAUUGAGGAAGGAGUUAUGCAAAAUAUGCUACGGGAACGCUACAUGAGCUUCAGCCUUGGAAUCGGACUGAAGGUGGAAGAGGGCAGUUGCUCACUGGAGGAACUUGAGGAGUAUGUCAAGCAGACCGGAGAGCCUAAAACGACAUCAGGGAAACAAGAGCAAUACGAAGCCGUCUUUAAUCAUUACUUGUGAGAAUGGAGUAUUUAUAAGUAAUGUGCGAAUAAAUGUGAGUUUUUGAGAACCGAACAAGUUUCUAGCUAAUAUGAUGACUGAAAAUAAAAGGUCUGUCAAAAUGUAUCUGCGUUUAAUUCAAUUCUAGUUUACUUGUUUAAUGAUUUAACAAUUUUACGUAAUACAUGUGUAAAAUUUAUAACAUUUAUUUGUGUAUUCAUUUAGUUACUUGUUUUACAUGACUUGAACAGUAAUCCUAUUUCAUUCAGAAUGCAUGAUAUACUGUAAUUCACAUCUCUCAUACAGUUUAGUAAACACAAUGAAGAGGGACGAGAUGGUAAAUUCAAAUAUCCAUAAUGCUGUCUUUCAUUUUUGUCAAAAACAGAUAUCUUAAAUUGAAAUAAUAAAUAAUGCUUUCAUGUGAUUGAAUAUUGUCAAAUAAUAAUAACUUUAUUAUUACAACCUCCUGGGAAUACUGUCAGGAAAUAUAGAUUUUCUAAACUCUCUUAUUGCUGUAAGAAAUACAAAAUUUGAAUAUUAAUUUGUGCGACAUAUUAAUAUGUGGUAAUUUGUAUUAUUUCUGCUGUUCUUACACUAUUAAAGUAUACAGUGCUGU
Molecule: messenger RNA, 2366 nt
Organism: Clarias gariepinus (North African catfish)
Lineage: Eukaryota; Metazoa; Chordata; Actinopteri; Siluriformes; Clariidae
Gene: rnf144b
Product: ring finger protein 144B
Exons: 17
Coding region: 182-1771 (529 amino acids)
Biological process (GO): carbohydrate metabolic process
Molecular function (GO): xylose isomerase activity
Source: RefSeq, a predicted model, not a curated record